Salarias fasciatus (jewelled blenny) is the source of this 1946-nucleotide messenger RNA. RefSeq names its product sirtuin 3 (gene sirt3). Gene Ontology annotation, cellular component: nucleus. NCBI's taxonomy places the organism in Eukaryota, Metazoa, Chordata, Actinopteri, Blenniiformes, Blenniidae. The record is from RefSeq and is a predicted model, not a curated record. The transcript has 8 exons. Gene Ontology annotation, molecular function: histone deacetylase activity, NAD-dependent; NAD+ binding. The coding region runs from base 201 to 1241 and encodes 346 amino acids.
AAAGCUUUCCCACUUUAACCAAGCAGGUAGUCACUGGUCAGUGUUUUUACAUGGUUAUAUGCUGAUAAUGUGCACGAGCCGUGGGGGGAAUGUCUAUUAGUCCUUUAAAGUAAGAUGUUGUAGCGCAGCGACAGCCUGCAGACGGUUCUCUGUGCAGGACGAGGCUUGUUGUGGCUCUUUCAGUUCGCUCCUCCUCACUCAUGUCAUCUGUCACACUUUGUUUGAGCCGGGGCUUCUGUGCAGCAGCAGCGAACAGGACGCGUCCUGCAGACGGACGUGUUCAGUUAAGUGUGCGUCCUGGUGAAAAUGCAGCAGUAGCUCUGUUCAGGCGAGCGUCUUCUUUGUGGCGCCAUGCUUCCCGUGGCCUUUUCUCCCGCGGUGGCGGCGGCGCCUCUGAAGAGCAGCAGACUCUGCAGGACGUUGCUCGGAGCAUCCGAGAGCGGCGCUGCAAGAGGGUGGUGGUGAUGGCCGGAGCCGGGAUCAGUACUCCCAGUGGCAUCCCAGAUUUCAGGUCUCCAGGCAGCGGCCUCUAUGACAACCUGCAGCAGUACGACCUGCCGUAUGCCGAGGCCAUAUUCGAGAUCAACUUCUUCCACAGAAACCCAAAGCCCUUCUUUGCCCUGGCCAAAGAGCUGUACCCCGGAAACUACCAGCCCAACCUGACGCACUACUUUGUUCGCCUGCUGCACGAGAAGAAUCAGCUGCUGCGGAUGUACACGCAGAACAUAGACGGCCUGGAAAGACUGGCGGGGAUUCCUCCAGAGAUGCUGGUGGAGGCUCACGGGACCUUCGCCACGGCCACCUGCACCGUGUGCCUCCGGAAAUAUGAGGACAAGGACCUCCGACCAGACGUGAUGAGUGGGAAAGUGCCCAAGUGCCCCACCUGUAAGGGCGUGGUCAAGCCGGACAUCGUGUUUUUUGGGGAAGAGCUCCCUCGACAUUUCAUGAAGUACCUCACAGACUUCCCGCUGGCGGACCUGCUCAUCGUCAUGGGCACGUCUCUGGAGGUGGAGCCGUUUGCCAGCCUGGCCGGAGCCGUUCGCAGCUCCGUUCCCCGCCUGCUCAUCAACAGGGACGCCGUGGGGCCCUUCGCCUGGAGCCGCCGGCUGCAGGACGUGGUGCAGCUCGGUGACGUGGUCGGCGGCGUGCAGGCCCUGGUGGACGCCCUCGGCUGGCAGCCAGAGCUGGACGCUCUGAUGGCGGCCAGUGCACAGAAAGCGGCAACAAAAGCGGAGGAGUGACAGGUCGCCUCUGCUCGCCGCUAAAGGUUUGACUUUUUCACAAAAAUAAGCAAACUGGGCGUUUGUGUCGACCGGCAGAGGAAUCAGCCACAGCAUCGUCAGGCCCGACCGCUUCAGAGAUGAUACGCAGAAAUGUAGAGGAUUUGAUGGAGAAUCUUGGAUGCUAAUGCCGAACACGGGACGGUGGGGAAACAGGAACGGCAGUAAAAUGUGUGAAAAGAAAAGAGAACAACUUGGCCAAGUCGAGGAACAUUAAACAUUUUUUGAACGUUUUUAAUGACUUUUGAUCAGUGUAAAUGAGCACCAUGACACAUUUUAAAAAUGCCUGCUUUUUAUUACUUCUAAAUGUCAAUAAUCAUAGAUCCUUCAUUAAAAGUCAUACCUACAACAACAUCAAUGUAAACAAGAAAUGAGAAGAAUCAUCCAAAUGUAGCACUGGAGAUCAAAAUGUGAGAGAAAAUGUGGCUGAAUAAGUAUUGAUAAUCAUUUGAUAGUUGAAUAAAAGUAAAGAAAAAUAUAAAAUAAUGUUUUGAUUGAGUUUUUUUUUCCCAUUUUGUGUUGAUUUCUGAAAGCUUUGACUUGAUUUUCUUGAUCUGAGGAGUUUUGAUUGUCCAUCCAUCUUCUUUGCCACUUCUCUCUUUCGGGGUUGCGGGUGGCUGGAGCCGAUCCCAGCUGCUGCAGGCGAGGGCAGGGUACACCCUGGAC